AUGGGUUCUGAUGUGACUCUGUGCUGUCGAUCUGACAAACUGCCCAAAGUACUGGACUGGAGAACUCUAACCGUCGAGUGGAAAAUGGUGGAUAAACAUUCAACCAAGAAAACCAUGUACACAUUCGUAGACGGGGCGGCACAUGUGACCAGAGAAGGAGCCGUAGUAGAUGAACUGAAUCUGCUGCGAGGCGACGCGUCUCUGCAGCUUCGUAAUGUGACUCUGGCAGAUGACGGCGAAUACACCUGCAGGGUCAUCACACCAGUGGUUGACACCUUCUCCACCACCCUGGAGGUCCUGGCUCGGCCUUCGGUGUCACUUCCAGAGGAGGUGGCGGUUCCAGAAGGGGAGGAGAAGAUGAUACAGUGCGACAUCCGAGGUUUUUAUCCACAGAAACUGACGGUGACGUGGCACAUCCAAAACGCCUCCCACACUACCCACGCCGGCGCCAACAAGCUCUACAGAGUCUGCACUGAAAUGGCAGCGCACAACUCUGACGGCACAUACAGCAUUCGCAGCGGCAUCACCCUGCCCUCGUCGGCCAUGGAAAACAGAGAGAUUCGACUCAUCUGCCAGGUGGAACACCAGACCUACAUCAGCCCUUACAGAAGAACUGUAACUCUGACUGUUCAAGCUCCAUCACAGCUUCAGUUCAGCAUCGUCAAACUCGUCGCCGUCACUAGUGUUGUCAGUUUGCUGCUCGUCGUGUCAGUCAUCGGAGGAGCUUUGCUUCUCUACAGAUAUUUCUGUAGAAAGGCGAAGUGGGACGUUCCUCCCAUCAUCUCUGAAAUCAGCCAACCCAGCGUGGUACUUGCUCGGGUAGAAAACGAGCUGAAAUGUAGCAUCAGGGGAGCGGGACAUGCAGACCUGACGGUCAGGUGGUACAAGCUGGGACACGGUGACGACCCCGAGGCCCAGACCGAAGACACCGCCCUGUUAGACAGAACGGACGUGAGUGAACAGGCCCGACUGGAGUCCGACGGCAGACGCCACAUGUCCAUCCUGAGUGUGUGUUUGACCAUCACUGAGGACAGAACCAGGUACCAGUGUGAGGUCCAGUGGAGACAGGAGACGAUCAUCAGAGAGACCACAGUCCGGGUCAACGAGGAGCCGUCUUUCCUCCAGAUCACCAGCAUCCCUCAGAUCCCCAGGGUGGAGCGUCUGCUGGUUCUGUGCUGUCGGGUGGAGAACUUCUACCCACAGGACGUACACCUGGAGUGGUCGAGGAAUGACGGUGAGAAGGUCGGCAAGGUCAUGCACUUUGGGCCAUUCUCUGACCACAGCCGUCACUACAGCAUGUGGAGUAAGAUCCAGCUGACCAUGGCCCGAGAGGAUGAGAGGGCAGUCUACACCUGCCGGGUUUACCAUCCCAGUUACCCCAGUCCGGGAUUCAAGGACGUCUGCUACCAUAUCAACACUCAAGGAACGCCUCCUGACGUCAUGUUCAUCAACUGUGAGCCUCCAGAGCCUCAGCUGAAUGAGGAGUGUACACUUCACCUGUGCAUCAAAGACUUCUGUCCUGAAACAGUGACGGUAACAUGGACUAAAGAUGGUGAACUGGUUCAGUCCGGGGUCUUCAACACCCCCCCGAGCCUCAACACCAACGGCCUCUACUCCAUGUUCAGCUUCCUCAAAUUCAGCCCUGAUAAGGACGACUGCGGAUCCAUGUUCAGGUGUCAAGUCGAGCACAGUGCUCAGAAGGAGCUGGAGCAGAGGGAGUUCAUACUGACACCGCUGAUCCGGACCCAGACCCAGUAUUCAAGAUGA
Messenger RNA from Sphaeramia orbicularis (orbiculate cardinalfish), 1767 nucleotides. RefSeq lists its product as uncharacterized. NCBI's taxonomy places the organism in Eukaryota, Metazoa, Chordata, Actinopteri, Kurtiformes, Apogonidae. The record is from RefSeq and is a predicted model, not a curated record. The transcript has 6 exons. Bases 1 to 1767 code for a protein of 588 amino acids.